Molecule: messenger RNA, 4082 nt
Organism: Corylus avellana
Lineage: Eukaryota; Viridiplantae; Streptophyta; Magnoliopsida; Fagales; Betulaceae
Product: ATP-dependent RNA helicase
Biological process (GO): mRNA splicing, via spliceosome; spliceosomal complex disassembly
Cellular component (GO): catalytic step 2 spliceosome; intracellular anatomical structure
Molecular function (GO): RNA helicase activity; RNA binding; ATP binding
Source: RefSeq, a predicted model, not a curated record
UAGGUUAAACGGUGCGAUUCAAAUGUGAAGAGAGAAACCCAUCCUGUGAUAAUGGUUUUGGCACCGGCACAGGGCAUUGGGCAAGUCUAGAACAAUACCGAGAUCAGGUACACAUAUAUCUAUCUCUCUCGCUCUAUAGCUUCCUCGAAUCUAUUGUUUCUGUAUCUUCCAACAAUGGCUCCCGCUCCCAAAGACGAAGGUUUGAAGAAGCUCGAGUUCCUCUCCCUCGUCUCCAAGGUCUGCACGGAACUGGAAACGCAUCUAGGGUUUGGUGACAAAAUCCUCGCCGAGUUCAUUACCGACCUAGGGCGGAACUGCGAGACCGUCGACGAAUUCGACGCCAAGCUGAAGGAAAACGGCGCUGAGAUGCCCGAUUACUUCGUCCGAACGCUUCUGACGAUAAUCCACGCCAUUCUCCCUCCGAAGCCCAAGUCGGAGAAGGAUUCGAAGAAAGAGAGCGCUUCGGAUGGUAGGAAGGCCAAGUACGCGGCGCUGGCGAUCUCCGAUAAUAGGGAGAGAGCUAAGGAGAUCGAGAGGGAACUCGAGUUGGAGACCCGCGAGCGGCGGGGAGACAGAGAAGAACGCGAAGAAGAAGGAGAAGACAGGCAUAGACGAAGGGACAGAGACAGAGAUAGAGAUAGAGAUAGAGACAGAGACAGAGACAGAGACGGAGAUAGAAGAGAUAGGCGUAGGGAUAGAUACGAUAGAGAUGAGAGGCGUAGAGAUAGGGAUAAUGAAGAAGAUGAGGAUGAUGGAAGGGAUUAUAGGAGUAGGGAAAGGCACAGGGAUCGGUACGAGAAGCCUAGGAGAGAAGAAGAGAAUUUGGAUAAUAGAGAUAGAAAUCGGCACGAGAAGCCUAGGAGAGAAGAAGAGAAUUUGGAUAAUAGAGAUAGAAAUCGGCACGAGAAGCCUAGGAGAGAAGAAGAGAAUUUGGAUAAUAGGGAUAGAAAUCGGCGGUACCAAUCAGAUGAGCCGGAAUUGUAUAAGGUUUACAAGGGCAGGGUUUCGAGAGUGAUGGACACGGGCUGCUUCGUGCAAUUGAAUGAUCUGAAGGGUAAGGAGGGUUUGGUUCACGUUUCGCAGAUUGCGACUCGUAGGAUUGGAAAUGCCAAGGACGUAGUGAAGCGUGAUCAAGAAGUUUACGUGAAGGUGAUAUCGAUUUCGGGUCAGAAGCUGAGUCUUUCUAUGAGGGACGUAGAUCAGCAUACGGGUAAGGAUUUGCUUCCCUUGAAGAAGAGCUCGGACGAGGAUACGAUGAGGGCAAACCCAUCCAGCGGGUCGAAGGAGGGGCCAGUGAUGAGGACGGGGCUUUCGGGGAUUAGGAUUUUGGAGGAGAACGACACCGCGCCCUCACGGAGACCGUUGAAGAGGAUGAGUUCACCGGAGAUAUGGGAAGCUAAGCAAUUGAUUGCUUCAGGUGUUUUGAGCGUUGCGGACUAUCCGACUUAUGAUGAGGAAGGAGAUGGAUUGAUGUAUCAAGAAGAGGGUGCUGAGGAGGAGCUCGAGAUUGAGAUGAACGAGGAUGAGCCUUCGUUCUUGCAAGGGCAAAGCAGGUAUUCAUCUGAUAUGUCACCUGUGAAGAUUUUCAAGAACCCAGAAGGUUCUUUGAGUCGUGCUGCGGCCCUGCAGUCUGCGCUGAUAAAGGAGCGUAGAGAAGUUAGAGAACAGCAACAGAGGACAAUGUUGGACUCUAUUCCCAAGGAUCUGAAUCGUCCUUGGGAAGACCCUAUGCCGGAGACAGGUGAGAGGCAUCUAGCGCAGGAGCUCAGGGGUGUUGGUUUAUCAGCAUAUGACAUGCCGGAGUGGAAGAAGGAUGCUUAUGGAAAAUCCAUCAGUUUUGGGCAGAGGUCGAAGCUCUCCAUUCAAGAACAAAGGCAGAGCUUGCCAAUAUACAAGUUAAAGAAGGAACUCAUCCAGGCUGUGCAUGACAAUCAGGUCCUGGUUGUAAUUGGCGAGACUGGUUCGGGUAAGACAACUCAGGUGACUCAAUACCUUGCAGAAGCUGGAUACACUACCAGGGGAAAAAUUGGUUGUACUCAGCCCCGUAGGGUGGCUGCGAUGUCUGUGGCCAAGAGGGUUGCUGAAGAGUUCGGUUGUCGGUUGGGUGAGGAAGUUGGAUACGCUAUUCGAUUUGAGGAUUGUACUGGUCCAGAGACGGUCAUCAAGUAUAUGACAGAUGGUAUGCUUCUUAGGGAACUUUUGAUUGAUGAGAACCUUUCUCAGUACUCUGUUGUUAUGCUCGACGAAGCACAUGAGAGGACAAUACACACGGAUGUUCUUUUUGGAUUACUCAAGCAACUAGUGAAACGGAGACCCGAACUUCGUUUGAUCGUCACGUCUGCCACGCUGGACGCAGAGAAGUUUUCAGGGUAUUUCUUCAAUUGUAAUAUAUUUACAAUUCCUGGUAGAACUUUUCCUGUGGAGAUUCUCUACACCAAACAGCCGGAAAGUGAUUAUCUAGAUGCAGCUUUAAUUACUGUGUUACAGAUUCACUUGAUGGAACCUGAAGGAGACAUCCUUCUCUUCUUGACUGGUCAAGAGGAGAUUGAUUUUGCCUGCCAGUCUCUCUAUGAGAGGAUGAAAGGGCUAGGUGGUAAUGUCCCAGAAUUGAUUAUUCUGCCAGUGUAUAGUGCGCUUCCUAGUGAAAUGCAGUCAAGGAUAUUUGAACCUGCCCCUCCAGGGAAGAGGAAAGUGGUUGUGGCUACGAACAUUGCUGAGGCUUCUUUGACUAUUGAUGGGAUAUUUUACGUCAUUGAUCCUGGGUUUGCAAAGCAAAAUGUGUAUAACGCAAAGCAAGGGCUGGAUUCACUGGUCAUUACUCCUAUUUCACAAGCAUCAGCUAAGCAACGAGCUGGGCGUGCUGGGCGUACGGGGCCUGGCAAAUGUUACCGCCUCUACACUGAGAGUGCAUACCGCAAUGAGAUGUCCCCUACUUCAAUUCCUGAAAUCCAGAGGAUAAAUCUUGGGUCUACUACACUUAACAUGAAAGCUAUGGGGAUAAAUGAUCUUCUGUCUUUUGAUUUCAUGGAUCCACCUUCACCUCAAGCUCUCAUUUCUGCCAUGGAACAGCUGUACAGUCUAGGAGCUCUUGAUGAGGAGGGGCUUCUGACCAAAUUGGGCCGGAAAAUGGCAGAAUUUCCUCUUGAUCCGCCAUUAUCUAAGAUGCUGCUUGCCAGUGUGGACCUUGGAUGCAGUGAUGAGAUUUUGACAAUCAUUGCAAUGAUUCAAACGGGAAAUAUCUUCUACAGGCCUAGGGAGAAACAAGCCCAAGCAGAUCAGAAGAGAGCCAAGUUUUUCCAGCCAGAGGGAGACCAUUUGACAUUACUUACAGUUUAUGACGCUUGGAAAAAUAAUAACUUUUCUGGGCCAUGGUGUUUUGAGAACUUUGUUCAGUCUAGAUCCUUGAGGAGGGCACAGGAUGUCAGAAAACAGCUACUCACCGUCAUGGACAAAUAUAAAUUAGACGUCGUGAGUGCAGGAAGGAAUUUUAUGAAGAUCAGGAAGGCAAUUACUGCAGGAUUCUUUUUCCAUGCGGCUAGAAAGGACCCACAAGAGGGCUAUAGGACCCUAGUUGAGAACCAACCAGUUUAUAUCCAUCCAAGCAGUGCUCUUUUCCAGAGACAACCCGACUGGGUCAUCUACCAUGAGCUGGUGAUGACUACAAAGGAGUACAUGCGAGAGGUCACAGUUAUAGAUCCCAAAUGGCUUGUGGAACUGGCCCCAAGAUUCUUCAAAGUGGCAGAUCCUACAAAGAUGAGCAAGCGCAAAAGACAAGAAAGAAUUGAACCGCUUUAUGACAGAUAUCACGAACCUAACUCUUGGCGUCUGAGUAAACGUCGUGCUUGAGAUGUGUUUCAGCGAAUCAGUCUUCUCUUUAUUUGAAUUGUGUAUCUUGUUGUGAAUGUCAAUAUUCUCCUUGUAUAAUUUUAUGAAGUUUUUGAUGCUCUAAAUGACCUUGAUCAAUACUGAUGAAAAGUUUUCCCAACGUUUAUAUGUUGGGGCAAUUGCUGGUUUCUCAGUUAACUACAUUCUUAUUUUACAUUAUUGACUUUUAUUAAUUGAAGUUGUGAAUCCUGACUGAA